CCGAUCACCUAGAUCGUCCGACGGAAGAGAAGAGAGGAGAGGAGAGGAAUUGAGGAUGGGCGGUGGAGAAUGGAACGGUUGGUUGCAACGAUGUCGAGAAUCGCGGAGGUUGGUUCUCGUGAUCGUCGCUAUCGCUCUACUCUUGGACAAUAUGUUGUUGACCACGGUUGUGCCGAUUAUACCGGAGUUUCUCUACGAUAUCAAGCACCCUAACGCAACCCUGAGCCAACAUCUCGAAGGGACUGGUCCACGUGGUGGACCAACUACGCUCGCCGGUGUUCAGCCGACGAGCGCGAUCACCACCACGCCGAAAUGCCCCUGUGCUCCGAUCAGAGCGAACGAUUCUCAGCUGGAAUUUCUCUACGCGACCACCACCCUCUCUAGCAUCGAUUCCACCGAUUUGCCUGGGAUUACGGACGACGGCAAAGAGACGGCAAAGUCCAGUUCGACCUUCGAUACGGAGGAAAAGAAACAAAGGCACCGCGAAUUGCUUCAAGAGACGAUCGCCGUUGGUAUAAUGUUCGCGUCCAAGGCUUUCGUUCAACUGCUCGCGAAUCCGAUCGUUGGUCCGCUCACUCACAAAAUCGGAUAUAGCAUACCCAUGUUCACUGGCUUUAUCAUCAUGUUCAUUUCUACCCUGAUAUUCGCCUUUGGACGAAGCUACAGCGUUCUUUUCUUGGCAAGGGCUCUUCAAGGUGUAGGAUCUUCGUGUUCGAGCGUAUCAGGCAUGGGCAUGCUGGCCGAAAGAUACCAAGACGACAAAGAACGCGGGAACGCUAUGGGUUUCGCGCUAGGUGGCUUAGCACUUGGUGUCCUCAUCGGUCCACCGUUUGGCGGUGUUAUGUACGAAUUCGUGGGAAAAUCUGCCCCGUUCUUGAUCCUUUCGGCCCUGGCCCUUGGCGACGGAAUUUUGCAACUUCUGGUCCUUCAACCGUCCGUCGUGUACACCGAAGCAGAACCACCGUCUCUCAAAUCUUUGAUCACCGAUCCUUACAUCGGUUUGGCUGCCGGCGCUAUAACUUUCGCCAACAUGGGUAUCGCUAUGCUCGAACCUAGUCUUCCGAUUUGGAUGAUGGACACGAUGGGCGCGAGCAGAUGGAAACAGGGCGCCACCUUUUUACCGGCGAGCAUUAGCUACUUAAUCGGUACUAAUCUCUUUGGACCGCUUGGACACAAAAUGGGCAGGUUGGUGAUGGCGUUGAUUGGACUUGUCGUGAUCGGUAUUUGCUUGAUGUGUAUACCGUUGGCCAAAAGCAUCGACCACUUGAUCGUACCGAAUGCCGGCUUGGGAUUCGCAAUUGGCAUGGUGGACAGUUCGAUGAUGCCAGAACUAGCAUACCUGGUAGAUAUACGACACACCGCCGUUUAUGGAAGUGUCUACGCUAUCGGAGAUGUUGCCUUUUGCUUAGGUUUCGCUAUCGGUCCUGCUUUAAGCGGUACUUUGGUGAACAGUAUCGGCUUUGAAUGGAUGUUAUUCGGUAUUGCCAUUCUAAACUUUCUUUACGCACCGCUGAUGUACUUUUUGAGAGCACCACCGACGAAGGAGGAGAAAAAGUCGUUGAUAAUUGGCGAAAAAUCCUCUGUGCGCUACGUGACGUACCAGAACGAAGAAGAGGAGCAAUAAAGAGGGAAGGACGGAUGUGUUCUCAACCCGAAAUGGAGAAACAACGAGUUAAAUAUAG
Habropoda laboriosa is the source of this 1682-nucleotide messenger RNA. RefSeq names its product synaptic vesicular amine transporter (gene Vmat). Gene Ontology annotation, biological process: transmembrane transport; aminergic neurotransmitter loading into synaptic vesicle. The transcript has 12 exons. Gene Ontology annotation, molecular function: serotonin:sodium:chloride symporter activity. The coding region runs from base 56 to 1624 and encodes 522 amino acids. Gene Ontology annotation, cellular component: terminal bouton; synaptic vesicle membrane. NCBI's taxonomy places the organism in Eukaryota, Metazoa, Arthropoda, Insecta, Hymenoptera, Apidae. The record is from RefSeq and is a predicted model, not a curated record.